Molecule: messenger RNA, 2617 nt
Organism: Mustela lutreola (European mink)
Lineage: Eukaryota; Metazoa; Chordata; Mammalia; Carnivora; Mustelidae
Product: conserved oligomeric Golgi complex subunit 2-like
Exons: 4
Coding region: 1073-1747 (224 amino acids)
Biological process (GO): Golgi organization; protein transport; intra-Golgi vesicle-mediated transport
Cellular component (GO): membrane; COG complex
Source: RefSeq, a predicted model, not a curated record
GGAGCUGGCCCUCCAGUGUUCUUCCCGUCUUUGCUGUUGCUGCUGUGCUCCUCGGAUAGAAACACCUCAGUGAGCUCUGUGUCUACAAUCCUGUCCCUUUGCAACACUGUCCUUGAUAAACAGACAUUGUGCACUUUCUUGCUCAGAAUUACCUUGGAGGACUUUUUUCUCCAGAAGAGCAGCUCUGAGCUCUAGAGUCAGGAAAGCCAGAGCAGCAUCAGCGCACAGUAAAUCCAUCAUGCUCUGCCAGGCCCAGAAAUGCCUAGAAAAGGAUAAAUAGGAAAUGCGCAUGGGAUCAGUCAGUAGAGGUUGGGAUUAGGCUUCUGCUUUGGUCAUGCCCAGCGCCUGCCUUCCCUCCACACCAGUUCUGAUGCUCUGGGACGGGGCACACCGUGGCAGGUCUCCAGAGAUUUUGGGUUUCCUUACAGUGUGUUUCCUCACUACCUGACUGCCCAUCCUCAGAUGUGGGAUGCCUCAUAGAGCCCAGCAGGGGCUUUGGGGCCUUUGUUGUGUUUUUUUUUUCUUUCACUGUUCGACUUCCUUUUGAAUGGGGUUGACGCUUUCUAAUGUGGGGGGCAAGAGGGAAGUGUAUCCAGUCCACUUGAUGGCAGAUGCACUGUGAGUGAUUUCUCACCAGCUCCUGGAGCAUCGAGCUUGCUCUUUCUGCCGUUGGGUAAAUUUAAACUUGGAGUCCGCUGCUCUAAGCGAUUUCCCAGGUUGCUGCUAGGCGGUCAGUUUUAGCUAAUUGAGGAGACAGCAGUAGUUGGUUCUGGGGAGGUACUUGGGAGGGAGAAUGAGGCAGGCAGAGAAGAAGAGGGGGCUUCAGGUAUGAACGGUAGGACAGGGCAAGAGAGAGGAGGGGGUUAGAGAAUGGGAGAAGAAGGGAGAAGAAGGGCACGAAUGGGAGAGCCCGAGGAACGUGGUGGAAACAUGCAGUUGUACCCACACUGACCUAAAAUAGCUCCAUCCCCUUGCCUGGGCCCUGUGGCCCAGGCCAGGCAGCGUCGGUGGCUUCUAAGACCUCCCCGCUCCUCACCCCUCGCACUGGGGCCUGCUGCACAGACAGUUUGUCAUGAAAAUUGAUGGCGUGCAGGUGCAGGUGCCUGAGUGCUGUAAGGCAUGGGGGGCGGUGGGGGUGGCAGGUUUUAACUUUGGGAAUUACAUUUCUCUAAUUGUCUCUACUAGCCCUCUCUGGACUAGACAGAUUUUGGAGAGAAUUGCCACAGAAUUUAACCAGUUACAGUUUCAUGCUGUUCAGAGCAAAGGCAUGCCUCUUCUGGACAAACGUAUAGCCCACAUUACGGCCAUGCUGCAGCAGUCCCUGGGGGGCCUGCUGCUAGAAGGGCUUCAGACUUCCAAAGUGGACAUCAUAUGGCACUGCCUCCAGACUUACGCUACAAUUGACAAGACACGGGAUGCAGAGGCGUUCGUUGGUCAAGUACUGGUGAAACUGUACAUGGAUGAGGUGAUUGUAGAGCAGAUCGUUGAGUCUCAUCCGGACGGCCUGAAGAUCAUGUAUGCUAAUAAGCUCCUGGAGUUCGUUCCUCACCACUGCCGCCUUCUUCGAGAGGUCACAGGAGGAGCCAUCUCAAGGAAGAAGAGAUUAGGACACAGACAGUACAGACUGAAAGACAAUCGUUUGAAGACAGAGUGGAGAACACAGCUAUCUGCAAGCCAAGGAGAGACGUUUGAAGAAUCGAACCCUACUGCCACCUUGAUCUUGGACUUCCAGCGCCCAGAACCAUGAGAAAAUAAAUUGCAUGUUGCCUAAGCCACCCGGCUGUUGAUAUUUUGUUUAUGACAGCCCAUGACUCAGAAAUUUGAGGACCUCCCCCCCAGACUUUAUCCUGAAGUUCUGUUUCAGCUUCAGGGGCUUGUGUAAUACUACUGUAUCAAGGAGGGAGGCUCCUGCCAUUCCCUGCACUGGGUCAUUGAGACACUGCACAGCUGUCCCCAGGGCUGGCUACAUAAUUUACAAGCCCCAUGCAAAACGAAGAUAUAGGGCCCUUUGGGCAAAAACAGGGAGGAAGUGUUUGUUAAAGGUACUAAAAUAGAAAGCUCAUUUCCUCCAUGGUCUGUCUUCUGAAGGGGCAUGGCUGCUGUUUUCUAUUUGCAUUUAAUGUCAUUCCAAGCAAAUAAAAAUUUUAAAAUGUGAUUAUGGGCAUGAUUCUUGCCAUUCAUCUUCACAGGGUGCAAGGUCAGUGUUAAAUAAUUCACGCAGGGAUUCCACAGCUGGGGCACACCCACGUGCCCUCUUCUUAUCAGAACCGUGGAAAUCCUGCACAAGACCAGCUCUGCCAUCUUUACCUCACCUGGGGACUCACACCUGUUCCACCGACCCUGCCUCCCUCGGCUUCCUGAUGAGUAAGGAACUUGACAGGAUCAGGAGCCGGGGGCUGCCUUUCUUUCCCUUCCCUCCUAAGUCACCACUUCCAAGGCUUGGCUAACACAGGGAGUUGACAUGAGUGAGAAAGGACAAGACAGGGUUCUGGGCUGCUCACAAGAGGCCACCGCCUCCUGCCGGUGCUCAGAGCAAGCUCUGGUCUGUAGGGAAGGCGAGCUCCCGUUGACUCGGUCAUAGACGUCACGUGGUCAGCGAGUCUCGUUGACCACCACU